UAUUACCGAUGAACAUAUGGCCAAUAUUUUGUCUCACGUCACAGGGCAGAAAAACAAACAGAUCUGGCAAUUUAAAAGAGUGGGGGUGGGUUGAUAGUGUGAGAGAGAGGAGCCCAGAGAGAAGUAGACAGAUAGCAUGCAGAAAGGAGUGCUUGAGAGUGAAUGAGACAUGUGGGUCAAUUGAAGAGAAGGACAAAUGUAUUUGCACAGGCAGAGAAGUGCAGUAGAGUAUCAGCGCUCCACCAUAUCAGCUGCCUUAUCUGUCUCUACAACUCCUGCUUACCUGGAAAGCCAUCAGUAGCCCCAGCUGUCUCCCAACUGGCUCCCUGCCUUUCAUCUGCCUCCAGGUUCAUGUGUGCACACCAACCUUAUAUGGACUGAUCGGCUCCAGCAAUGGCUUAUUCUUUUUUUCAGGCAGCAGGCAACAGCUCAGUGUGCUCAAGCCAGAGCCUGAAGUAAGGAGCGCACUUUGGCAUUUUUCCUGGACUUACAAACUAUUUGAGAGGAGGCUCUCUGUGAUAUCCCUCAUCUGCAGUAGAUCCACACAACCUUCUACCCAUCCGAGCUGGCUGAGGUCCCCCCUCCUGCUAAGACUAUCCCUGCUGCUCUUGUAUUUUUUAUUUAUUUUUAUUAUUAUUAUUAUUAUUAUUAUUCUCCCCCUGAUUGUCCUUGGCUCGCCUACAGGAUUGGCAUCACUGGUGAUACCUGCAAGCCACUCAGCACCAUUAUGUCUUCAUUAACCAACACAAAGACGGGCUUUUCAGUAAAGGACAUUUUAGACUUGCCUGAUACCAAUGAUGAAGAAGGAUCCAUUGCUGAAGGGGCGGAUGAAGACGCAGAAGGGACGGAGCCCCCCAAGAAAUCUGGGGGGUUAGGACAGAGUACCAUAGACGCUGUGCAAGGACUGCCUUUGAAAAACCCCUUCUAUGACAGUAGCGAUAAUCCUUACACACGGUGGCUGGCUACUACUGAGAGUAUACAGUAUUCCUUACACGGGUUUGCAUCCAGCAACUCCCAGCAGGACUCCUCGCCCAAAUCCCCCGAACCUUCUGCCGAUGAAUCCCCAGACAACGACAAGGAGACCUCCAGCAGCGCAGACUCUGGGAAGAAAAGGAAGAGACGGGUGCUGUUCUCCAAGGCUCAGACUUAUGAACUGGAGAGGAGGUUUAGGCAACAGAGGUACCUUUCAGCACCAGAGAGAGAGCACCUGGCCAGCCUGAUCCGGCUCACCCCCACCCAGGUGAAGAUCUGGUUCCAGAACCAUAGGUACAAGAUGAAGAGGGCUCGGGCAGAGAAAGGUAUGGAAGUCACUCCUCUCCCCUCCCCUAGACGGGUGGCAGUGCCAGUCUUAGUAAGAGAUGGUAAACCAUGCCACACGCUCAAAGCUCAGGACUUAGCGGCCACUUUCCCCGCUGGCAUCCCCUUCUCAGCAUAUAGCGCCCAGACAUUACAGCAUAUGCAAUAUAACGCCCACUACAGCUCUGCCAGCAACCCAACAGCCCAUCAUUACCCAACAGCCCAUCAUUUGGUGCCAGCCCAACAGUGGACUUGGUGAACUUUUCUAUAUACAGACUGAUGUGCUCCAAAAAAUCACUGAAAAAAGACUGUUGGGUAAAAAAAAUACAAAAAACUAUUAUUAUAAUUAUAAUUAUUAUUGAUCAUGUUUUUUAUUUUUGAUGUUUUUGUUUUUCUCAUGGAGGUCAAUCCAUUCUCCAAAUCCUAUCCUUCUGGUAUCUUGUGAACCAUGUUUACAAAACUGACCCAUGACAGUGUGAAUCUGCCUACCUACAACGCCAAGAGGAAUCAUUUGUUCUGCUUUUGUGACUAUAAUUAUUUUUAUUUUUUUUAUUAUUAUUAUUUUUGUAAAGUAUGUUUGUGUGCUGUAGAGAUGUUGUAAGUUGUCUAUAAAACCAGUGAAAUCACUUUAAAAAAAAAAACAGAGAAUUUUAUUUCCUUCUUUUAUAUGAAACUUUAAAUAUUUAUGCCCAUGUAAAAAAAAUUCUCACCAACUCCUAGCAAUUUUUUUUGUAAAUAUUUGUGUUUUUGUUGUCAUCAGUAACCUUCAGGGCGUUUUUUAUGCAACUAUUUCCCCAAAACACAAAACAGAAGGCAACAAAAAUUAAUUUCAAAUACAUCUGCAUAGAGAUAUACACCCAAUUAUUAUGUAUGAAAAAAAGAAAAAAAAACAGCAUCCUUGGGAGAUUUUCAAUUUUUAUAAGAAUUUUAAUAAAACGAUGUGUUAAAAAAGAAA
Messenger RNA from Rana temporaria (common frog), 2251 nucleotides. It is a transcript of the gene NKX2-2, whose product is annotated as NK2 homeobox 2. Lineage: Eukaryota; Metazoa; Chordata; Amphibia; Anura; Ranidae. The transcript is spliced from 3 exons. Gene Ontology annotation, molecular function: RNA polymerase II cis-regulatory region sequence-specific DNA binding; DNA-binding transcription factor activity, RNA polymerase II-specific. Gene Ontology annotation, biological process: cell differentiation; regulation of transcription by RNA polymerase II. The record is from RefSeq and is a predicted model, not a curated record. Gene Ontology annotation, cellular component: nucleus. Bases 728 to 1555 code for a protein of 275 amino acids.